GGAAAGAGAGAGGGAGGUAGACGUGAGCCAUGGCGUCUGCGUUUUACUCUGAAGAUUUGACUUGUCCCGUUUGUCUGACUAUCUUCACAGAUCCAGUGACUCUUCUCUGUGGACACUCUUUCUGUAGAGGAUGUAUUACAGCUGUUCUGAGUACACAGCCCCAGUGUCCACAGUGUCGCACAGCUGUUCCAACAGAUGUGGCAUGUCUUCCAACCAGCCACAUAUUGAAAAGCCUCGCUGAAAAGGCCAAAGAAACAGAGAAGAGAAAGAGAGACAAUGGGGAAGAGAAAGCAGAGUCAGCUGAGCUGUGCCCUGAGCAUGAAGAAAAGCUGAAACUGUUCUGCGUCACAGAUCAGCAGUUGGCUUGUAUCAUAUGCCGCGAUGGGGAGAGGCAUGAAGGACACAAGUUUAAACCAAUCAAAGAAGCAGCUGCAUCUCUCAGACUGGAGUUGGAGAAGGGCAUGGAGAACCUUUGUGGUGAUAUCCUCGCUACGGAGAGCCUAGCGAACACACAGAGGGAAGAAAUAACAAAAACCAAAGAGAAGUCUCAGCAGCUGACCACCCAAAUCCACAGACAGGUUGAGGAGAUGCACCAGUUUCUGAGAAAGAGAGAAGAUGAGCUAAAGAAUGAGCUGAAACAAAGAGAGGAAGAUGCUAUGGAGAAAAUGGUCGUGAGUUUAAAUGCUAUAGAAACCGCUUUGUGUGAGAGCAGAGAGCUGGAGAGAAAACUGAAAUCAGUAGUGAACAUUGAAGACUCAGAGAAGUUCUUAAAGAGCUGCACUGAGGGUAACGGCACAGUGACUCCAGAGCAUUUAUUUCGGCCUAGAGCAAAUGAUCUCCAAGUGGUGAAUACCUCUCUCUCUUUGGGGCCUUAUGAAAGCCAUCUGCAGUUCUUUAUGUGGAAGGAGAUGCUUCAGGUGAUCCAGCCCCGAGCAGAGCUGCUCUCACUCAAAAGCAACAGUACAGACUUAACUGUGUCUGAUGAUGGCCGCAGUUUGCUUUGUACUCUCAAAAGCAACCAGGCUCCACCGGGUUUCUCCCUUGAUUUUGGUUCCGCUGCAGGAUCAGGCAAAACCACAGGCUCUUUAUUUAGCUCUGUAAACGGAUCAGGCCAAACCACAGGCUUUUCAUUUGGCUCUAGAGCAGGAUCAGACCAAAUCACAGGCUCUUUAUUUGGUUCCACUGCAGGAUUAGGCGAAACCAUAGGCUCUUCAUUUGGCUCUAGAGCAGGAUCAGGCCAAACCACAGGCUCUUUAUUUGGUUCCACUGCAGGAUUAGGCGAAACCAUAGGCUCUUCAUUUGGCUCUAGAACAGGAUCAGGCCAAACCACAGGCUCUUUAUUUGGUUCCACUGCAGGAUUAGGUGAAACCAUAGGCUCUUCAUUUGGCUCUAGAGCAGGAUCAGGCCAAACCACAGGCUCUUUAUUUGGCUUCAAACCAGUUUCAGUCCAAACCACAGCCACUGGUUUUGGCUUAACCACAGAAUCGGAUUCGGAUUCAAAUUUAGAAUUGGAUCGACUUUAUUAUCCCACACAGGAAAGUAAAAACAAUAAAAUGAUGACAAACCAUGCAUUUAGUGUCAAUGAGUUCACUUCAGGGCAGCAUUACUGGGAAAUAGAGGUUGGACACAUUAACUAUUGGGAACUCGGGAUAAAAGAUAAUUUCAUGAAAUAUGAUAAACAAGAAUAUGCCAUCUGUAGUUCAAAUAUAACCACAAAGGUCGUAGUUGGAGCCAGACCUCGAAAGAUUGGGAUUCACCUAAACUGCACAUCCAAGACGCUGUCCUUCUAUGAUGCAGACAACAUGACACAUAUUCACACUGUGAGCCCUAGUGUCAUGUCCGUGCCACUGUCGGCAUAUUUCAACAUUCGAACCACAGCACCAGAUCCUAACCCUCUUACAGUGUGCUGGUACUGAAGUCAAGAUCAAUAGAACAAGUACCACUUAUUUUCAGCAGUUUAAUGAGCAGGGGGAAAAAAACAUGAUCUUUUGCAGCGUGUUACAUAUUUGUAUUGCUCUGUUCGACAUUUCUAUAUACUAUUCAUUACCUAUGUAGGCUACAUUACAGGGCUUGUGGUUUUGGUGUAUCUUAUAUGGAUUACCAGAUAAAUUCAUUUUGAUAUUUUUUUUUUUUUCAAAAUGUAUGUGUUCUGUGUUUGCUAUUGGAUUUUGAAUGUUGUGACUUCAUUCUUUGUGACUCUGUUUUUUACACUAUGGUACUGAAGUGGCUUUAUCUGCUGUGUGCAUGAGAUACUCCAUGGCUCUCUGACACCACUGGAGGGUGGUGUUAUCAUGUGUCGCCAGACCCCUGCUGUAUGAGGCCUGUGAACAGCAGGAAGUCUUUGGCUUGAUUGUAUCAGUUUUUCAAAAAAUAAAAAAAAUAUUGUAUGGCUGCCCAAUA
This is a messenger RNA of Perca fluviatilis (European perch), 2400 nucleotides long. Its product is annotated as nuclear factor 7, brain-like. NCBI's taxonomy places the organism in Eukaryota, Metazoa, Chordata, Actinopteri, Perciformes, Percidae. The record is from RefSeq and is a predicted model, not a curated record. The transcript is spliced from 3 exons. Gene Ontology annotation, molecular function: zinc ion binding. The coding region runs from base 30 to 1916 and encodes 628 amino acids.